GAAAGUGCCGGCCCGGAAGCGGAACCCGCGGCCGCCCGGCGCCUUCCCGCCGGGCGCGGCAUGGCGGGGCCGGUGGACUGUCACUGCCACCUGGGCGCGCCCUGCUUCCAGCCGGACGUGGCGGCCGUGGUGCGGGCGGCGGAGCAGGCGGCCGUGUCGGCGCUGGUGGUGGUGUCGGAGCAGGCGGGCGAGUUCCGGAGCGUCGUGGAGCUGUCUGAGAGGUGCGAGGCCGGCGGAGCCCGGAGCCCGGCCGUGUCCCGGCACGGCUCCGCGCCUUGGGAAUGCCGGGGGAUGCGCUGCGCCCCUCGAUUCCCAGGGUUUGUCUUGCCAUGCCUGGGAGUUCACCCCGUUCAAGAGGUUUCUCCAGAGGAGCAGCGCAGUGUUACUUUGAAGGUUGGACUAGAUUUCACUCCCAGAUUUGCCAGCACUGAUGAACAGAAGGAAGGACAAAGACAGGUUUUGAUCAAGCAGAUUGAGCUGGCAAGGAGACUGGAUUUGCCAUUAAAUGUUCAUUCCCGCUCAGCUGGAAGACCAACCAUUAAUCUCCUGAAGGAACAAGGUGCUACCAAGGUGUUGCUCCAUGCCUUUGAUGGGAAGCCGUCUGUAGCCAUGGAAGGGGUGAGAGCUGGAUACUACUUCUCCAUCCCUCCUUCCAUUAUAAGGAGUGAACAGAAGCAGAAGCUUGUGAAACAGCUGCCACUGGAAAAUAUGUGCUUGGAAACUGACUCUCCUGCUCUGGGGCCUGAAAAACAGAUGGGCAGGGAGCAGGAGCUCACAGUGGACAUCCAGAAGGCUACCCCUGGCUUAGUCACUUGUGGUCCUGCUGCAGCCAACAGAGAAAACUCCCACAUUACUGAAUUCUCCAAGGAAAUGAACCCAAGACAUCAGGACUGCCUGAGAGCACAUUGCUGUGCUGGUGUACCAGUGGAGGGAAUCUGUGAUGUAACACUGAAAAUGCCUCCAAGCCUUUCCCCAAAUUUAAUAACCUUGCAGUGAACAAGUGCUGAUCAAAAAGAGAAUGUUCAUCUAAGACAACCCUUCUACAGGUUAUGCAUUUUAUCAGUUUUGUUUGUUUUUUUGGUGGGCUUUCUCUUUUCUUACUGUGCAUAAAGGAUUCAAAUGAAAGCUACAUUUUUUGUAAUAUAUGAAGAGCCUGUUAAUCUUUGAGAAUAAGAACCCAAUAAAUUUUGCAACUAUA
Messenger RNA from Passer montanus (Eurasian tree sparrow), 1198 nucleotides. It is a transcript of the gene TATDN3, whose product is annotated as TatD DNase domain containing 3. Gene Ontology annotation, molecular function: hydrolase activity, acting on ester bonds. Lineage: Eukaryota; Metazoa; Chordata; Aves; Passeriformes; Passeridae. The record is from RefSeq and is a predicted model, not a curated record. The coding region runs from base 61 to 996 and encodes 311 amino acids. The transcript has 10 exons.